CGGUCCGCGCCUCCGCCUGUUUUUAUAGCGGUUGCGGGCGGCGGCGGCGGCGGCGGUGGCGGCUGCGGGGCCGGGGAAGAGGAGAGAUCAUGGCGGCUGCGCUGUUCGUGCUGCUGGGAUUCGCGCUGCUGGGCGCCCACGGAGCCUCCGGGGCUGCCGGCUUCGUGCAGGCGCCGCUGUCCCAGCAGAGGUGGGUAGGGGGCAGUGUGGAGCUACACUGCGAGGCCGUGGGCAGCCCGGUGCCCGAGAUCCAGUGGUGGUUUGAAGGGCAGGGUCCCAACGACACCUGCUCCCAGCUCUGGGACGGCGCCCGGCUGGACCGCGUCCACAUCCACGCCACCUACCACCAGCACGCGGCCAGCACCAUCUCCAUCGACAUGCUCGCGGAGGAGGACACGGGCACUUAUGAGUGCCGGGCCAGCAACGACCCGGACCGCAACCACCUGGCCCGGGCGCCCACGGUCAAGUGGGUCCGCGCCCAGGCAGUCGUGCUAGUCCUGGAACCCGGCACAGUCUUCACUUCCGUAGAGAACACUGGCGCCAAGACACUCCUCACCUGCUUCUUGAAUGACAGCGCCACAGAGGUCACCGGGCACCGCUGGCUGAAAGGGGACGUGGUGCUGAAGGAGGACACGCUGCCCGACCAGAAAACGGACUUCGAGGUGGACCCGGACAACCGCUGGGGAGAGUACUCCUGCGUCUUCCUCCCCGAGCCCACACGCAGGGCCGACAUCCAGCUCACGCAGCUCCACGGUCCUCCCAGAGUGAAGGCUGUGAAGUCGUCAGAACACAUCAACGAGGGGGAGACGGCCGUGCUGGCCUGCAAGUCGGAGUCCAUGCCCCCCGUCACCGACUGGGUCUGGCACAAGAUCACUGACUCUGGGGACCAGCUCAUUGGGAACCAGAGCAGGUUCUUCGUGAGUUCCUCGCAGGGCCGGUCAGAGCUACACAUUGAGAACCUGAACAUGGAGGCCGACCCCGGCCAGUACAGGUGCAACGGCACCAGCUCUGAGGGCACCGACCAGGCCGUCAUCACGCUCCGCGUGCGCAGCCACCUGGCCGCCCUCUGGCCCUUCCUGGGCAUCGUGGCUGAGGUGCUGGUGCUGGUCACCAUCAUCUUCAUCUAUGAGAAGCGUCGGAAGCCCGAGGACGUCCUGGAUGAUGACGACGCCGGCUCUGCACCCCUGAAGAGCAGUGGGCAGCACCAGAACGACAAAGGCAAGAACGUCCGCCAGAGGAACUCCUCCUAGCCAGGUGGCCGGAGGAUGCUCCCUGCUCCCGCGUCUGCUCCUCCGCUGGAGUCCACUCCCAGUGCUUGCAAGAUUCCAUGUUCUCGCCUCUGAAAGAAAACCCGCCCCGUAGAUUCCCAUCAUACGCUUUCUUCUUUUUUAAAAAAGUUGGGUUUUCUCCAUUCAGGAUUCUGUUCCUUAGGUUUUUUCCUUCCGAAGUGUUUCACCAGAGCUCGGGAGCUGCUGCGCUGCGGCCCCGUCUGUGGCUUUCUGCCUCUGGGUCUGAGUCAUGGCGGGGUGGGCGGCGCAGCCUUCUCCACUGGCCGGAGUCAGUGCCAGGUCCCUGCCCUUUGCGGAAGGUCACAGGUCACACGAGGGGCCCAGCAUCCUGCCUGUCUGAAGCCAAUGCUGUCUGGUUGCGCCAUUUUUGCGCUUUUAUGUUUAAUUUUAUGAAGGCCACAGGUCUGUGUUUGACUCAGCCUCAGGGACGACUCUGACCUCUUGGCCACAGAGGACUCACCUGCCCACACUGAGGGCGACCCCGUCACGGCCUCAAGUAACUCCCAAGCCCCCUCCUCGUCUGUGCAUCCGGGGGCAGCUCUGGAGGAGGUUUGCUGGGGAACUGGCGCCGUCGCCGGGACUCCAGAACCGCAGAAGCCCUCCCCAGCUCACCCCUGGAGGAUGGCUGGCUCUCCACAGCACCAGGGCUCACGUGGGAACCCCUCUCCCACCCACCGCCACAAUAAAGAUCACCCCUACCCCCACCCUC
This is a messenger RNA of Nomascus leucogenys (northern white-cheeked gibbon), 1998 nucleotides long. It is a transcript of the gene BSG, whose product is annotated as basigin. Lineage: Eukaryota; Metazoa; Chordata; Mammalia; Primates; Hylobatidae. The record is from RefSeq and is a predicted model, not a curated record. Gene Ontology annotation, biological process: cell-cell adhesion. Gene Ontology annotation, molecular function: cell adhesion molecule binding. Gene Ontology annotation, cellular component: cell-cell junction.